CAACGCCAUACAUCGUCGCACGGCAGCGGCACUCGAGCAAUGUUGCCAAAUUUCCGACUCCGUGUCGAAUCGUCUCCGUCGAGUCAACACGGAACGGAAUUUCAAAGGCGGCAAAUUUGACACUCGAGAUUGAAAGAGGCGUUAAUUUAUGCGUCUACGUAUUUCGGUAUUUAGAAAUGAAAGAAACUACCCCUUAACGUGUGUGGACAUCGGACAAAGAAAUACACGUAGCCGAUGAUCCACACAUGUGCAUCGGGCAGUAAAAACAAAUAAAGCAAUAAAAUGUAGAACUGGAAGCCAGCACAGAUCCCUCAUCCCUGAUCCUUUUUUUUCCUCUCGAUCUCGAAUAAGAAACAGAAUCGAGAGUUUCAUUUAGUCGUACUGUUACUGUAGUCUCAUUGUGGCGCUUGCGAGUGAUCGUCUGAUCGAAUCGAGUCAUACUGCUAUACGCGAUUUUACGCAAACUUUUGAACCAUCAAGUUCACGCAAAUCCACGUAAACUUUUAAACUUUGAUUUUCGAUAAAUCAAAUCGUGCUUUUUUCGUGCUCGAUAAUUAUUGUCAAUUCGAAAUCCGAUUAUGCCUGAUAUUGGAGAACCGGUGAUCGGCGGCGACGGAGGAGCCCCCCAAGGUCCCCCCCGGCAGGAAAUCCAUCUAACUGAAACCGAAUUCAAGGAGCGAAUUACGAGCGUCGAAGAGGAGGCAGCCCUCAUCAAAGACCUCGUCAAAAAUCACGCGCCUUACACCGAGAAAAAAACUCUGUUCGAUGAGCAGAUAAAGGAGUUGAGACUAUCGGUCAUUUACUACACUGACGAAUUGUUUAGAAACGAGUGUUCCAAUCGGAUCAUAACGUGUCACGUCAGAUUGAAUAGCUACAUCGUCUUCUCUGUGGAGCACUUGCAGUCUCAAUCGAAUUCCUCGAGAAAUACUGAUAAUGGCGACGACAACGUUUUUCUGGAACCCAUUGCCCUUCCGAAAUUUUCCGGGGUCCAUAAGGACUGGAAAAACUUCUGGGAGAUGUUUGAAACGAGCGUACAUCUCCGGAGAAACAUGACCAACGUGCGGAAAUUUACUCAUCUCAAAAAUUGCCUAGAAGGAGCCGCUAGAGUAACCAUAGACGGGCUCGACGUAACGAACGAACUGUACCCGCAAGCAGUGGAAAUGUUGAUGAAGAAGUUCAGUAACCCCGAAGUACUGAUUGCGUCAUAUUACGACGAGCUGGACAGCAUUCCAGACCGCGACGACGGAGCUGGACAACGCACGACGUACGAAACUGUUGUCAAGAUCUUGAACAAUCUACAAGGGUUGAAAGUCGAGAUAACCCAAGAUUUGUUGAGAACUAAAAUUCUCGACAAAUUUAGCGUCGAGACCAUUGAUUAUGUCCUCACGGAAUGUAAGAGAAGGGAUUUAGAGCAGUCUGUCGGAAAUUUGUUGAAACUGUUAGAUGAGAAAAUUGGCAUCAUCGAGCAAAAUGACCUCGUCAUGAAGGUUAAAAAGCGCCGUAUCGAAGCCUCUCAAGCAUCUCAAGUUCGCGAACAAGGCGAAAACUAUUUGGCCGCCGGUAUGGUAGCCUCAGGUGCGAAUCAGAAUCAGAAUCAGAAUCAGAGUAAGCGUAAACGAAACGAUCGACCUAAAAUCAACAAGAGAAUCGAGCAGAAUCAGAGAAAUACCAACUCAGGUCAUGUACUCCGCUAUCUGCAGGGUGGAUGCAUCUACUGCAACCGCUCGAACCAUGUCAGCGCCGAUUGCACAAAGUUCAGAAAGUUGCACGAACGUCGAAGCAUCAUUAUGAAAAAACAAUUAUGCCUGCUUUGUCUAGAGGGUGGUCACAUGGCCGACAAUUGCGAACUUCGAAAUGCCAAGUGCAAACUCUGUCAGAAACCGAAGCAUCAGGCUCAUCUCUGCGUCGAGAGAAUAAUUCAAAUUUCCCAGUCCCAGAACGGCCGUACUCAUCAGGGCCGCCGUACAGCUCUGAAUUCGGGUCAUUCUGAGAAUUAAAUACCGUAUUUUGAGGGUAGACGGCACGUACGUCGACGACGAGAAGGAGUAUACAAAAACAUCAGUGUUCGCGGUGGCAGAGACAGACGUUGGAGAUAGAAUUUAAUUAUGUUUAAAUCGAAAACAAAUAUGUUAGAUUAUUUUAGAAAUUAGAUGUUAUUUCUAUUUCUAUUUCAUAUUUCAUAUUUCAUUUUUCAAUAAAGUUUAAUUAAGGUA
Messenger RNA from Planococcus citri (citrus mealybug), 2213 nucleotides. RefSeq lists its product as uncharacterized. The transcript has 3 exons. Bases 579 to 1997 code for a protein of 472 amino acids. Gene Ontology annotation, molecular function: zinc ion binding; nucleic acid binding. Lineage: Eukaryota; Metazoa; Arthropoda; Insecta; Hemiptera; Pseudococcidae. The record is from RefSeq and is a predicted model, not a curated record.